Coniosporium apollinis CBS 100218 is the source of this 1317-nucleotide messenger RNA. RefSeq lists its product as uncharacterized. Bases 1 to 1317 code for a protein of 438 amino acids. The transcript has 4 exons. Gene Ontology annotation, biological process: phosphatidylethanolamine biosynthetic process; phosphatidylcholine biosynthetic process. The record is from RefSeq and is a predicted model, not a curated record. Gene Ontology annotation, molecular function: choline kinase activity; ethanolamine kinase activity. Lineage: Eukaryota; Fungi; Ascomycota; Dothideomycetes. Gene Ontology annotation, cellular component: cytoplasm.
AUGGAUCCCUCCAGCGACCCACCCUCACCCCUUCGGCACAUUCCCCUAUGUUACGGCAACGCCGACUCUGAAGCCUCCGCCCUACGCCUCGUUCUCGCCCUGGAGCCGAGUUGGACGCAACAUCAAGACUGUAUCGAGUUCAUUAAGUUCACUGAUGGCAUCACGAAUACUCUCCUAAAAGCGGUGAACAAGCGGGCGGGACAGUCGCAGGAAUGUAUUGACCAAGAGGCCAUCAUGUUGCGAGCAUACGGUGAAGGGACGGCGGUGCUCAUUGACCGAGAGAGAGAACGACUCUCCCACUCGCUUCUAGCCAGCCACGGUCUCGCACCUCCCCUUCUUGCAUCAUUCCACAACGGCCUACUCUAUAAAUUUAUCCCAGGCGAGGUUUGUUCGCCCUCGGACUUGCGCCGUCCUGAGAUCUGGCGAGGUGUAGCCCGUCGGCUUGCAGAAUGGCAUGCUACUUUACCAAUCUCGAGCAUCAGCUCUGAGCCGGCUGUCGAGGCCCAGAAUGGCAUUGCCAAUGGCCACCGAAGGAGUGACAGUCCUGUUCCAAUGGCUCAACAGAAGCGAGGCCCGGGGACAUCUGACCGAACCCAAACUGAGGAAGUGAGUGCUCGCAAAAUCUUGCCGAACCUCUGGACGGUGAUGCAGAGAUGGAUCUCCGCUCUUCCAGCCGGCUCAGAAGCAGAGCGAAAGCGACAAGCGAUGUUGCGGACCGAACUCACAUGGCUCGCUCGGAGGCUAGCCGACACGCCAGGCAUUGGGGGCAAACCGCUCGUAUUCGCCCACUGUGACCUCCUGAGCGGCAAUGUCAUCAUCGAGCCAACUACCUCCCCCGAAAGCUCUAGUGCCAGCCUAUCCAGCCAGCAGACCAACGGCUCCGACGACGCACCAACCCCCGUUUCUUUCAUCGACUACGAAUAUGCCACCCCGGCGCCCGCAGCUUUCGACCUCGCGAACCACUUCGCAGAAUGGGGCGGCUUCGAUUGCGACUUCUCCGUCUUGCCGACCCGAAGCCAGCGCCGGGAUUUCUUGCAGGCGUACCUUGUGUCCUUCAACCAGCACCUGGACCGACCUUACCGCGAAGAGGAGCUUGAACAGCUCUUCCAGGACGUCGACGCCUUUAGAGGCGUCCCUGGCUUCUACUGGGGUAUCUGGGCUUUGAUCCAAGCCACGAUCAGCCACAUCGAUUUCGACUACGCUUCUUACGCUGAAGUCAGGCUGGGGGAGUACUGGGCCUGGAAAGAGAGUCUCGAGAAAAGAGCGGUCAACGGGAAGGAGAAGCCGUUGAGGGAGCGGCGCUGGGCGGAGGAGUAG